Spea bombifrons (plains spadefoot toad) is the source of this 807-nucleotide messenger RNA. RefSeq names its product transmembrane protein 213 (gene TMEM213). The transcript has 3 exons. The coding region runs from base 96 to 386 and encodes 96 amino acids. The record is from RefSeq and is a predicted model, not a curated record. NCBI's taxonomy places the organism in Eukaryota, Metazoa, Chordata, Amphibia, Anura, Pelobatidae.
CGUGGCUGCCUGUCAAUCACACAGGUGACUCCUCCCACCAGCUUGGGACAGGUUGUACUCCCAAGGAGAAGCUGAACGGAAAUAUUCACAGCCUGAUGAUGAACAGAAUGAAGACCUUUCUGCACUUGCUGUGUCUGUUCUGUCUCUUCGCCGUCUGCGGGGCUGCGUCAGCGCCCGAAGAAGAAUUACACGUUAAUAGUUUAUUGCAGUGUCCUGAGGAGGACAUCUGCAGCGUGGCCAGCAAAUGCUGCGUGACCGGCGUCGACAGCUACGGGUGGAUAGCAGCUGCCGUGGGCUGGAGCCUCUGGUUCCUCACCCUCAUCCUGUUCUGCGUUGGCAAAAUCAUGGACCUGCGCCCGGACGAACCCAAAUACCUUCAGGCGUGAGAGAUAUGGAACCGCCGGCCACGGGACCAAAUAACGGGCGAUGUCAUCGAUCGCGCCCCAGGACAUCAAGACAAGGAACGUCUGCAUCUGGCUAGAAGGCUGAAGAGUUUAAAGGGACAGCAAAGACUAGAAGAGUCCGACCAUUAAUCGCUUAUUUAAUUCUAAUAAAUUUAACUUUUAAACUGUUUUUUAAUAUAUUAUAAGAAGACAGGCAGCCUGUUGGUAUUUCAAGUGUACAGCGUCAUAAGGAGACAUCAUUGUUUGUGUAUAUAUAUAUAUAUAUAUAUAUAUAUAUAUAAUAUACAUAAAAACCUAUGUGAAAUAAAAAAAUAAAAAAUUCUACCAUGUUUGGAGAGACUUUUACUUUUUAUACUUUUAAUGACCCUAAAUUGUUAGAAAUAAACCAGAAAUUUGAAACUCA